Messenger RNA from Striga asiatica, 444 nucleotides. The record is from the annotation of a GenBank genome assembly. NCBI's taxonomy places the organism in Eukaryota, Viridiplantae, Streptophyta, Magnoliopsida, Lamiales, Orobanchaceae.
GUUAUUAAUAACACUACUCAUUUCUCACCUCACAAGUCACAUCUCCACAAUUCUCACACACUCCGAAAUCCAAAAACAUCGAGGACAGCACAUCACAAUGUUUCCGAGAAGCGUGUGCCGAACAAGUUCAAUCCAGAAAAAAAAAUCGAAAGUGAAAAAGGGGUUGAAGGCACUAAAGAUUGGAAUAAGGAGAAUAGUCGAUUCUCAAAAAAGUGUCUCGCAGAUGAUUCCAGGAAACGCCCGAUUGCCGCUCAGCUGCUGCAAUUCCUAAUUCUAAAGGAUCUCGACACUGAUUCUCGGGAAUAUGGUGUUUUCCAGUUUGCCGGUGGAGGAGAAGAUAAAGCUUUACUCAAACGAACCUUCCAAAACUACGAGACCUCUCGACUAGCCGACUUUGCUGAGGCUCUAGCUGGCGGCAAAUUCACGGUUGAUCUCAAGAUGUGA